Molecule: messenger RNA, 3034 nt
Organism: Acinonyx jubatus (cheetah)
Lineage: Eukaryota; Metazoa; Chordata; Mammalia; Carnivora; Felidae
Gene: RPL7L1
Product: ribosomal protein L7 like 1
Exons: 7
Coding region: 263-1006 (247 amino acids)
Biological process (GO): maturation of LSU-rRNA from tricistronic rRNA transcript (SSU-rRNA, 5.8S rRNA, LSU-rRNA)
Cellular component (GO): cytosolic large ribosomal subunit
Molecular function (GO): RNA binding; structural constituent of ribosome
Source: RefSeq, a predicted model, not a curated record
GGAAGGGGGCGGGAUUUCGAAGAUGACACAGACCCUAGAGUGCUCGAAAGCAGUGCGAAGGAAGCUUUGUGUAAUUUUCAGCAAGGAAUCUGUGUUAGCGAGACCUCAGCGGUUCACUGCAGCUAACUGGCAGGACUACCCAUGUUAUAAACCUUGAGCUAGAAGACACAUCUCUAUGGUCAAGUACACAUAGAGCGGUCCUUUCUUCCCCACGUGGUGGGGCUGCGCAUGAGCAGUAGCCGGUAGCCACAGCUUUGGAAACAUGGCGGAGCAAGAGCAAAGAAAAAAGAUUCCUUUGGUUCCAGAAAAUCUCCUGAAAAAGAGGAAGGCAUAUCAGGCCCUUAAAGCCACUCAAGCGAAGCAGGCACUUUUGGACAAGAAGGAGCAGAAGAAAGGAAAAGAGGUCAAGUUUAAGCGACUGGAAUGGUUCCUACAUGAUUCCUGGCGGCAGCAACGCGACAGGGUGCGCCUCAGACGACUAGAAGUGAAACCUCACGGUUUGGAAGUGCCGGAUAAACAUUCCUUGGCCUUUGUUGUACGCAUCCAAAGGAUUAAUGGGGUGAGUUCGCUGGUGCAGAGGACCAUUGCAAGGCUUCGCCUGAAGAAGAUUUUCAGUGGUGUCUUUUUCAGAGUGACCCCCCAGACCAUAAAAACGCUGCGUAUAGUGGAACCGUAUGUGGCCUGGGGAUUUCCAAAUCUGAAGUCUGUCCGGGAACUCAUCUUGAAACGUGGACAAGCCAAGGUCAAGAAUAAAACCAUCCCUUUGACAGACAACACAGUGAUUGAGGAGCACCUGGGGAAGUACGGUGUUAUUUGCUUGGAAGACCUCAUUCAUGAAAUUGCCUUUCCGGGGAAGAAUUUCCAGGCCAUUUGUGACUUCUUACGUCCUUUCCAUCUCUCAGUGGCCCGUCAUGCUACCAAGAAUAGAGUGGGCUUUCUCAAGGAGGUGGGCUUACCAGGCUAUCGAGGCGAACGCAUCAAUCAGCUCAUUCGGCAGCUGAAUUAAACCCAGAAUAUCUGAAAGCACAGCACAUUGGAGGUGUGUUUUGUCUUUUGGAAUUGUUAUCAGUAUCUUCAAAGAAGAUAUUUUCUGCUAUACCUUCAGAAACUAGAGGGCGGGGGGGGGGGGGGGAGUCGAGGAAAAGAUGAUGACGUUCUUGGCAGGCAUGUCUCAUCACAGCCCAGUUCCAAGAAAAAAUGCCAGUGUGUUUUCCACGUUGACUACACUGUCACCCCAUAAGUCAGCAGAGGACUCAUGCCAUGGAAGAGAGAAUCCUGCUACGUCACAUCUUCCAUUCUGGGGUUUAAUGUUAGUAAACGAGUAUCCAAGCAUGAAUACAAGACAGCAGUGGGCCACGCUCAGGGACAUACUUGAACCUGGGGGUUCUUGGGGCUUUGUUUUGGAAGGAAUUUAAAAUAUAGUUACAAAGAAGAGCACAAACACGGUUCUCAGUUGUCUCUGCUGUGAGUCUGUUCUGACUUUUCAGUGACCGCUUUGUGAGCUCUCAGACUUGGCUGGCCUGAAGUGUAUCUGGUGGCUUCCUUAUCAUAGCCUGCGGUCGAUUUAGUCCUUUUCUCUAGCUCAGGAUUUUAACCUUUUCUUGGGUCUAUGAGAAGGGAAGGACCCUUUUCCCAGGAAAAUACAUACACUCAAAUUAUUGCUUGGAAAUUUUUAUGUUCAUAGAUUUCUCUUAGGGACCAUGCACCUUAUGUGAGGAAGUCCUGCACUAUCUGGAUUGACCACCUGGGCCCUGACCUUGUUAGUCUCCUCAGGUCCCAUGUCCUGUGGAAGACCAAAGCUUACCAAGAUAGCUUUUUCCCUUGGAGCCAAUUGGGUAUUUCCUAUUAGGGUCACAGUAGUGGAUCCCGGAGCCCUCUGUACCAUCUGCCUCAGGGAAAUGCUCCCCAUUUAUUUCUGCUGGGCUUCAAGAUGGGAUGUUCUUGGUUUGGCAUGGAUGAAAUUAGUACUAUUAGGUCUUUUAGGCCCCAGGCAGCCUUUAUUGAACCCUCUCCUUGCAUAGUCUAGACUCCAAAAGUAUUGCUCUCUACCCUGCUGGUAACCAUGUAUAGACCACCACUAGGGCUCCUGGGGACAUAGACCUAGAAAGGGAAUCUGAUCCUGCUUGUGUUUUAUCAUCAGUGCCCCCCUCCUAGGUGGGCCUUCCUCUGUUCCUGUCACGUCAUUGCCUCAAUUGCCAUGUGAGAAGUUGGUGAGUGUGCCAGGCAUAGGUUAAGACUUGAAAAUGUUUAACCACUGUGUCCCCUGGUCCCUUAUGAUCAGCUUUGCUGCACUUUUGGCUCAUGGGGCCCUCAAACACAGCUGUGAGGUUGAGUUAGAACAAUGCCUUAAAAUGCGCCAGGUUAUGAGGUAAUUAAUUAGGUUGGUUGGCUCAAGAAUUAACCUGCCAGGAAUAGAUGUUAGAGCUUACUCAUAUUUUAAAGCAUUGUGAAAUCAAAUUACUUUAAGAUGACGUAUCAAAAGCCAUGGGAAAAGAGCAUUUGUGAAUGUGGAUGCCCAGGGUUUCUACUGCAGGUACGUUUUAUAAUAAAUACAGGAAGGGGACACCUGGGUGUCCUGAUUUCUACUUAGGUCAUGAUUCCAGGGUCAUGGGAUUGAGCCUCACUUCAGGAUCCACGCUGAGUGUGGAAACUACUUAAGAUUCUCCGUCUGCCCCUCUCCCAUGCUCUCUACCCCACUCCCCUUUCUCUGGGAGGAAAAAAAAAAGCUAAAUACAAGAAAAACGUUUCCAUUCUUGCCUGCAAAAUGGAACUAAUGAAGCAUGUGUGCCUCACACAGUUGUUCAAAAGGUUAAGCAAAAUAACCAUUAACUCGGAAUUCUAUGUAUAUAAAUAAGUUAUAAAAAAUGUACUGCUGGGGUGCCUGGGUGGCUCAGUCGAUUAACCAUCCAACUUUGGCUCAGGUCACCGUCUCGCCCUUGGUGAGUUGGAGCCCUGCAUCUGGGUCUGUGCUGACAGCUCAGAGCCCGGAGCCUGCUUUGGAUUCCGUGUCUCCCUCUCUGCCCCUCUCCCGCUC